UUUCUGGCGUUGGGCCAGUGGCGCUCCCUGCCACCUGUAAGUCGUGGUUAUUCUUGGUUAUGACAGCCAAUCACGUUCCCCGCUGAAACCAAGAUUUGCAAGCAACGGCCAAUCAGCGUUCCCGGAUGAAACCAAGAUUCGCAAGCAACGGCCAAUCAGCGUUCCCGGCUGAAACCAAGAUUUGCAAGCAACGGCCAAUCAGCGUUCCCGGCUGAAACCAAGAUUUGCAAGCAACGGCCAAUCAGCGCUCCUGGCUGAAACCAAGAUUCGCAUGCAAUGACCAAUCAGCGCUCGUAUCGCUAUCAUGAACCUGUCUGCUAGUAACAACCAAGAAUUGACCAAUCAACGUCAAGAGCCCCCCAGAGCUUGCGGAUUACGACCGGAGAAACAUCUUCAGAUUUGCCGAGUAAUCAAAAUAAAGUAUAACGUUACAGUUUACUACAUCUUUACUACAACUUCGUACACAAUUCACAGAGCAAUAAAGUAUAACUGUAAGUUACUACAGCUUUACUACAGCUUCGUACACAAUGGAGCCUCGCUUCAGGAGACGGGCUGAUGGCAGCCUGAAUCUUUCGGACACACUGGAAGCAGCAAAGGUGAAGGAAGCCAACAAAGGAAAGCCUUACACAAGACCCCUGUCCCCGGAGGCUGUGCUGGACAAGGCCAAGAAAAGCUUAAGUCAGCACCAUGGAGAUCCAGCUAACAGAAAGCACCUGCUGGGUUUCUUUGAAAUCCAGUUUGGUAUCUUUCGUGGGCAAACAUUCAGGUGGGUUGCAGAAAAUGCACUAGGAUAUGCUGCUUACCUGGUUGCAUCUAUGAAGAGGGACCCCACAGGAGGCAGCAAAGACUCUCAAGAACAUGCCCACAACAAGGGGAGUUUCAGGGAGUAUAUUGAGCUCUUUCCUUCUGGCAAAAUUGCCAUUGCUAUGAAGGAAGAGCAAAAUGAUGCAAAAGCUUCCAAGCACGAUGCCCCUACUCAGCACGCUGCACCCACCCAGCACGCUGCACCCACCCAGCACGCUGCACCCACCCAGCACGCUGCACCUACCCAGCACGCUGCACCCACCCAGCACGCUGCCACCACCCAUGCUUCCACUGCCUCUCUACGCUCCCUCUUGGUUGGGAAGUUGCCUGACCAAAGAACCCUGACCAAGACCAUAAAAAGGAUGGUUUCCCCCAUCAAAACCUCACCUUCUUUGGCCCAGGCACGUGCACGACCCUCUGCCACCCUCACCCAUCCAACUGUGUCCAUUGAGGGAGCCACAGGGCCCACAGCCACCCUCACCGACCCGACUGUGUCCAUUGAAGCCACCGCAGGGCCCUCAGCCACCCUAACCCACCCCUCUGUGUCCACUGAGAUAGAUGACAGCACACUGCUGGCAGAGGCAACUAUGUUUGAGGAGGCACAUGUGCAAAACGAGUCUGUCUUCCAGCUGGAUGGAUACACACCCUGCCUGAAGUAG
This is a messenger RNA of Misgurnus anguillicaudatus (oriental weatherfish), 1463 nucleotides long. NCBI's taxonomy places the organism in Eukaryota, Metazoa, Chordata, Actinopteri, Cypriniformes, Cobitidae. The record is from RefSeq and is a predicted model, not a curated record.